GCCCGCGUGGUUGGUUGUGCUGGUGCAGGUCGCGCUAUCAAUCCCCAGUUCAAUCCCCAGCCUGGUUGGUCUAGUCUCGCUUUGGAGGCAAAAAAUAAGAAACAAGAAUUGUGUGGUCCUCAGCUUUUCUCACGAAUCCGUCAUUAAGCAUCAAUACAGUUGGUCGUUCGUAAGGGCGGAUUGGGAAUGGCAUGGCGAUGGUUAUUAGCGAGCGAGUUAGUAAUGCUUAGUGUGUGAAAAAUCAAUCCAAAUCAUGUGGGAAAACUGCAUAGAAAACGCGCCGAAAGUGCAUCAGUGAACGAGUGGCAAUCAGUCGCCGAAAAAAAAAAACAAUCCCCCGAGGUGGUCGUGUCUAGCUAAAGUUUGACUACACGUAGAUAGUGUUCCGUAAAAAUAAAGCUCACCUCGGGCUAGAGGCCUGCCCCAGUUGCUAGCAUCCGGCAUUAAAAUGCACCUUAACCUUCGUUCCUUCGCCGGGACCGUCCGUCGCAAAAGCAAAACGCACACCCAGCACCGACAGCCGCUUCGUCCAGAAAGCUCACGAAAUGUAUGCUGAACCGACUGCAGGACGAAAUCAAACAUGACCGAGCGCGCCAACAAUGACCAUUAAUCGACCGGCGCGCGAUGUUCAGCAACAUCCUGCAACGGUACCAAUAGUCGACAGCGAUUCCGGCACGACCCGCACCGGAAGCUCCCAGUUCCGGUUGCAGUUACCGGCGUGGGGUGAAUUUUUCUCACACCCCCACCACCAUCACCACCACCCCCGUGACUACCAUCCUUUGUCGUUGGCUUGUGUGCUUUUUCUGCUGCUGCUGCAUCUGUGUUCGCUGGCCGGGUCGGUUCGGUCGCAUCCACGCAAUGAGAAGGAAAACUUUGUUAAAACCACUGACGUGGAAGCAAUCGAGGACCAGCAGGCCACCCUUUACUGUCCGCUACUAGCAUCGAACCGCGACAAAAUCAAUAUGGUGCUGUGGUUUCGCGACAACGCCGGGAUCCCUUUGUACAGUCUCGAUGUGCGGGGGAAAUCGCUCAACGAUGCUCAACAUUGGUCCGCGCCGCAGGUGUUCGGUCCACGUGCUCGUUACGUGAUCGAAAGUGAUCCAGCAUAUUUGGAAUUGAACGAAAUUAAACGUCACGAUCAGGGAAUUUACCGUUGCCGGGUUGACUUCCAAAACAGCCAAACGCAAAGCUUCCGCUUCAAUCUCACCGUGAUUAUACCGCCAUCGCAACCCGUAGUUCUAGAUCGCUGGGGACGUAUCAUAAAUAGUACAAUAAUAGGACCAAAGGAGGAAGGAGAUGAUAUACUGCUGACGUGCCGGGUGGUUGGAGGCAGACCGCAGCCCGAUGUGCUCUGGUUCAUCAACGAUAAUCUAGUGGAUAAUCAGAUCGAACAGAACACCGGAAACAUUAUCGAAAAUCGUCUGCUCUGGACAUCCGUCCAGCGGCACCAUCUGCACUCGGUCUUCACCUGCCAGGCAUCGAACACGAAGCUGAUGCAGCCCCGCACGAGCAAGUUUGUGCUCGAUAUGUACCUAAAACCGUUGGUGGUGAACAUUCUGAACGCAACGGAAUCGCUUGCCGCCCACAAAGAGUACCAGAUCGUCUGUCAGUCAACUGGGGCGCGCCCGAACGCGGUCAUCCAGUGGACGAAGGGCAAGAAGACGCUGAAGCGCGUCAAGGAGCACUCGAUCCGCAACACCACCUACUCGGUGCUGACGUUCGUGCCAACGGUCGAGGACGAUGGGCGGCUGUUGGGAUGCCGGGCCCAGAACCCGAAGGUGGCCGGCCUGUUCCUAGAACACUUCCAAAACAUCAGCGUACACUAUCCGCCGGUAGUUGUGCUGCAGCUCGGUUCCACACUCGCUAUGGACGACAUCAAGGAGGGUGACGACAUCUACUUCGAGUGCAAGAUACAAUCCAAUCCGUCAUGGCGAAGGUUAACCUGGUUACACAAUGGAGUGCAGCUACCUCAGAACUCGUCCUCGACGAAAAUUGUACGCUCGAACCAGAGUCUGGUCAUACAGAAGGUGACGCGGUACUCGAGCGGUUCGUACCAGUGCGGCGCACUCAACUCCGAGGGCGAAACGCUCAGCAAUGAGAUCGUGCUCAACAUCAAAUAUGUUCCUCUCUGUGCUACGGACAAGAUCAUUAGCAUCGGUGUGUCACUGGACGAAACAAUCACCGUUAGUUGCGAUAUAAUCACGCAUCCACUGGCCAGCAAGUUUUACUGGCGGUUCGAAAACUCGGAAGAGGUGCUGGAAAUCGAGCAGCAUCGAUUUUCCAGCAACGGUUCAUCGAGCCAGCUGCACUACACGCCGGCCAGCGAACAGGACUACGGUACGCUGUCCUGCUGGGGCACGAACGAGAUCGGCACCAUGGCGGAACCGUGCAUUUUCCACCUGAUUGCCGCCGGGCUGCCCACCUCGGUCAUCAACUGUUCGUGGCGUAACUUCACCAACUCGUUCGAGGUUAACUGCCACCAGGGCUAUGAUGGUGGGUUGAAGCAAUCGUUCGUCCUAGAGAUGCUGUCGAGCCGAUAUCCGGGACAUAGCAUCAAUCUCACCAACUCGGAGGAACCCAUCUUCAGCAUCACCUCCUUUGACCAGCUCCGCCAACAACUCCCGACCGGUGGCCACCGCUCGCCGGACUCACUCAAGCUGUACGUGUACUCGAUCAACCAGAAAGGUCACAGUCCGCGUAUCUUCAUAGCCGAUCUGUUCCUGCCGGCCACCCUGGAAGAUCCCGCACCGACCCAUGACCCCAAGUCCACCCUGCUGACGCCGAUCCUGAUCGGGCUGUUCCUAACCAUCGUACUGAUCAUCGUCAUCAUCAUCGUUAGAAUUUAUCUGAAAUCGAAAAGACUUAAACAAAAUAUUAAUAAAGAAAAGCGAUACACGGAAGAGUCGAAAAACACGCUGCUGCUGGUCGACAUAUCGAAGAAGGACAAACCCACGAAAACCACCAAAUGGAUGAACAACGUUGGGAGCAGCAUCAAAACGAAAACCAAGGUCGAAACUAUCGACGACGAGCAGGAUCCCGAUCUGAUACCGUAUCCACGACUGACGGACAUACACCAGGAGGAGCUGAUUCCGAUCAACUCGUCCGGUUCCGCAUUUGCCAUCAAGCAGCACACGGUUGCGCAUUCGCCGCUGGAGGGCGAACCGGACAAGGCCGGUCGGGAUAAGGGCCCGGAUCGGUUUUACCAUCAGCAGGUCAACCAUCACGCCCAUCAGCCCAUCAUCGUUGCGUCCGGCAGCUCGUACCGGGACGAGGAGAUCUCCGAGGCGGAAAUCAACCUGAAAGGAAUUGAAGACUUCCUAAUGACAAACCGAGUGCCGGAAAGCUGUGUGUGAUAUCGAUCGAAUCGCCAAAGCGAUGAACUCGGUGAGGUUCUCUCCUUCACGCUCCCCUUUUCGGAUGGUCAGGUCACAGUGGGUGCGCAAAAAAAUCUACGCUGCUGCUGUUCCUGUGUGUCGUCUUUGUACGAUCAGGAUUGGAUUGAUUCAAUUUGUGCUGUCCAUCAUUCGUACAAGGGGGUUUUUCUUUUGGUUUCACAAAAGUUGCUCAAUUCGUACACGUCGUGAGUGGUGGAGAAGGAAGCAACAGCAAAAACAAGCUUCCCGAAGUUACUUCUGGCCAACUCAUGGCAGUGCAUUAAAUCAAAAAGUUAGUUUUUGUUUCUUCCACUUUCAUUCGCUCUGCUAAAAAGGAAAUGGAAAAUUGAAGUGUGCUGGGUACAAAGUAAAAGCUCGCUUUCUUCUGUUGCUCCACUUUCUUAAACAAGAAGAGGGGGAAAACAAAAAUACACAAUUCAUUGGGCGAAAUUUCUUUUUAAUUUUAAAGCUGUACAAAUCUGACCGGAUGAAGCUGUUGGAAUAGGGAGUUGUAAAAAUAGUUCGGGCCCGGUGGGCUAUCAGAACUUCAAGUAGUAGCCCGUCGUGGCCCAAGCUCAGCUACAGUAAGCGAUACAUAAUACUUAAUCUUGGACCCUUUCAAUGUAAAAAAAAAACAAAGCGCAAACGCAAAGCAAAAAACCAAAAACUAUAUUACAAGUAAGCAAAGCAAGCUGACCGAAUGCAAGCCGCAUCACCGAACUCGAACGCAACGAAACGGAAGCUUGAGCGGGAGAGAAAGUUUCUCGCCCAAGGGGCAAAAAAAAACCCCUCUUGAUGGGUUGAGUAAGGAGCGUGUAGUUAAUAAUCGAAAACAAAAAGCUCUAUUCAAUAUGGACGUGUACCUUAAACUAGGAUCGAAUCGUUAAUCGAACGGUGGAGUGUUUAACUGUACUGCUGCUCGGGCGAGAGCAUUAUUAUUAUUGUCGAUUGAUUGAUCCAUUACGUUUACUUUUAUUGGUCAUAUUCUAAAUAUUAUUAUUGUAAUAAACGACAAAAAAAA
Molecule: messenger RNA, 4395 nt
Organism: Anopheles stephensi (Asian malaria mosquito)
Lineage: Eukaryota; Metazoa; Arthropoda; Insecta; Diptera; Culicidae
Exons: 16
Coding region: 600-3353 (917 amino acids)
Source: RefSeq, a predicted model, not a curated record